This is a messenger RNA of Carassius gibelio (silver crucian carp), 1385 nucleotides long. Its product is annotated as peroxisomal 2,4-dienoyl-CoA reductase [(3E)-enoyl-CoA-producing]. The transcript has 10 exons. Gene Ontology annotation, biological process: fatty acid catabolic process. NCBI's taxonomy places the organism in Eukaryota, Metazoa, Chordata, Actinopteri, Cypriniformes, Cyprinidae. The record is from RefSeq and is a predicted model, not a curated record. Gene Ontology annotation, molecular function: 2,4-dienoyl-CoA reductase (NADPH) activity. Bases 143 to 1045 code for a protein of 300 amino acids.
CCCAUAAUGCCAUACGUGGGCUCGUUCGUUUGACGUCACGCAUCUCGCCAGGUACAGGAGUCCAUCGUGCUAAAUGAAAACAACUGUAACAUAAACUUCAUUAAUUACGCGUGUGCAAACGGAGUCACGUUUUGGAAGGAUAAUGGCAGAGAAACCUCAGGUGGUCAAUAAUUUACCAGAGGACAUUGAGACUGAUGAGUGCAUGAGCACAUAUACACACAUCUACAGCCCUGAUCUGCUCAUUGAUCAGGUGGCCUUUAUAACCGGUGGCGGAUCAGGUAUUGGGUUUCGAAUAGCAGAAGUUCUGAUGAGGCAUGGGUGUGACACGGUCAUCGCCAGCAGAAAUCUGGAGAAACUAACAGAGGCUGCAAAAAAGUUAAGCAGCACUACAAGCAGACGGUGUUUGCCGAUUGGCAUGGAUGUACGUCAGCCAGAGACGAUUUCUGCUGCCAUGGAUGAAACCUUGAAGACUUUUGGACGUGUUGACAUACUUAUAAACAAUGCUGCAGGUAAUUUCCUGUGUCCAGCUACAUCGCUGUCAUUUAACGCUUUCAAGACCGUAAUGGAGAUCGACACUAUGGGAACCUUCAACACCAGUAAAGUCAUCUAUGACAAAUGGUUCAAGGAUCAUGGCGGCUCCAUUGUCAACAUUUCUGCCACGCUGGGAUACAGAGGUCAGGCUCUCCAGGUGCAUGCUGGGUCAGCGAAGGCUGCAAACGAUGCCAUGACGAGGCACUUGGCGGUCGAGUGGGGCCCCAGUGGUGUGAGGGUGAACACAGUGGCUCCGGGGCCCAUCUCUGGCACAGAGGGAUACCGUAGACUGGGUGGUUCACAUGCCGAGUCAGCAGGGGUUUUCCGCAGCAUCCCGCUGCAAAGAGCCGGUAAUAAGACGGAGAUCGCACAUGCGGUUCUUUUCCUGGCCAGCCGUGCAGCUUCAUACAUCACCGGCGCGAUACUGGUCUCCGACGGAGGGGCGUGGCUUACCUCGGCCAAUGACGUGGAGCGGCUGCUGGGUAUUUUCUCAUCUCGCUCUGCAAAACUAUGAACAGACGACACCACACACAGGUUUUUGGUCUGCAGAGAAAAGAAAGGACAAAUAAUAGCACGAAUAUAAGAUUAAAUCAACAGCAAUGGACCAGUUGAUCAUACCAGCGUCUGUAUGAUUGUUGAAUGCUACAAAAACGCCCAUUUUAUUCUUCACCCCAAAAGUAAAGAACAAAAUAACUGAUUAUAUUCUGUGUUAAGAAAAUUAAACCUAAUUUUAGGACUUCCACCCAAAUGAUACUUUUAACAUUUUCCAAUUCUCAUUGGAUUAUCAGCAUAAAUUAAUCUCAGUACAAAGAACAAGUUACAAUUAUAAUCAUAUUAAAAUUUUUCCCACUUUA